Cucumis sativus (cucumber) is the source of this 2427-nucleotide messenger RNA. RefSeq lists its product as uncharacterized. The record is from RefSeq and is a predicted model, not a curated record. The transcript is spliced from 6 exons. The coding region runs from base 1 to 2427 and encodes 808 amino acids. Lineage: Eukaryota; Viridiplantae; Streptophyta; Magnoliopsida; Cucurbitales; Cucurbitaceae.
AUGGAUAAAUCUUGGAUGCACAAAAGUAGAUUGUCUAAAGAUUAUGAGUUGGGUGUGGAAAACUUCAUCAAAUUUGGAUUUUCUAAUACAACUAGCUCCUAUAAUAGUUGUCCUUGUUUGAAAUGUGGGAAUUGUGAAAAACAUAAUAGAAAAGGUGUUAGAGAUCACUUCUAUGUUAAUGAUCAGGAUGUUGGAAGUGUAAAAGAAAUGAUUGAAGUUGCUCAUGAGGAGUAUUCAAAAGACCCAACUGGAUUUGAGAAGUUGCUUAUUGAUGCUGAAAAACCAUUGUACGAAGGAUGCAAAAAGUACACAAAGUUGUCUACUCUAGUCAAAUUGUAUAAUUUAAAAGUUAGGUAUGGAUGGAGUGAUACUAGUUUUUCAGAAUUACUUGAAACUUUGAAGGAAAUUCUGCCUACUACCAAUGAGCUCCCGAAUUCAUUGUAUGAAGCAAAGAAAACAUUAGGUGCAUUAGGAAUGGAAUACGAAAAGAUUCAUGCAUGCCCGAAUAAUUGUUGUCUCUAUAGAAAAGAAUUUGCUAAUGCAAUUGAAUGUCCUGAAUGUGGUCAAUCAAGGUGGAAAAACGUCAAGGAUACAAAUGAAAGGAGAAAGCAAAUUCCCUCUAAAGUGAUAUGGUACUUUCCAAUCAUUCCACGAUUUAAAAGGCUAUUCAGAAGCAUUGAAUGUGCUGAAAACUUGACUUGGCAUUCUACUGAAAGAAUUAAUGAUGGUAAGUUAUGGAAUCCAGCAGACUCUCCAGCAUGGAAGUUAGUAGACAUGAAAUGGCCAGACUUCGGUUCUGAACUCAGAAAUCUUCGUUUAGCAUUGUCAGCCGAUGGAGUAAAUCCUCAUGGUGACAUGAGUUCUAAAUACAGUUGUUGGCCGGUAGUGAUUGUUAUUUACAAUCUUCCACCAUGGUUGUGUAUGAAAAGAAAGUACAUGAUGCUAUCAAUGCUAAUUUCAGGACCAAAACAACCAGGGGAUGACAUAGGCAUAUACUUAGCACCACUAAUUGAAGAUUUAAAACUUUUAUGGGAAAGUGGUGUUGAAUGUUAUGAUGCUUAUCGAGAAGAACCAUUCAACUUAAGGUCAGUUUUGUUGUGGACAAUCAAUGAUUUUCCUGCAUAUGGUAACCUUAGUGGAUGUUGUGUGAAAGGGUAUAAAGCAUGCCCAAUUUGUGGAGAUAAUACAAAUUCUAUAAGGUUAAAGUAUGGGAAGAAAAUGGCAUACCUUGGACAUCGUAGAUUUUUGGCACGAAAUCAUCCGUAUCGACGACAAAAGAAGUCAUUCAAUGGUAAAAAAGAACUUGAUACAAUUCCAGAGCCACUUUCUAGGGCGGAUGUGUAUUUAAAAUUGAAAGAUCUUGAAUUUUCUAGAGGGAAGAAGAACCAUAAGAAACGGUUGAUCAACAGAAGUACACUUCUUGAUAUUCCUGGGAAAAGUAAGGAUGGAUUGAAUGCUAGACGCGAUUUAGUUGAUCUAAAACUUCGACCAGAGCUUGCCCCUAUCAGCAGUGAAAAGAAAAUAUUCAUUCCGCCCGCGUGUUAUACUCUUACAAAGGAUGAAAAACGAUGUGUUUUGAAGACUUUGUCUGAAAUAAAGGUUCCUGAAGUACACAUAGUUAGAGAAGUCAAACUUUGUGGCCCUAUAUAUCUUCGAUGGAUGUAUCCCUUUGAAAGAUUCAUGAAGGUCAUUAAAAACUCUGUGAGGAAUAGAUAUCGUCCAGAAGGUUGUAUUGCUGAAAGUUAUUUAAUAGAAGAAGCUGUUGAAUUUUGUACUGAUUUCUUAUCUGGAGUAGAUCCCAUUGGACUUGGGACUCGCAAGUCACAAGACCAUUUAGAUACUUCAAACAUUGGUAGACCAUUGUCCAUGGGAGUUCCUUUCAAACCUCAACAAGAACUUCUACAUCAAGCUCAUCAAUAUGUUUUGGAAAAUACAGUCGAUGUCCAACCAUAUACAGAGUAUCAACUGAGCUUGAAGGUUGAAAUGCUGGAGUUUCAGAUAACUUACGAUGGAUUGCUCAUGACCCUCAUCCUUUUGUUAUUAGAUAUAGUGGUUAUGCAAUCAAUGGAUGUCGCUAUCACACACAAUCUUGUGAUAAAGAACGAAGUUGUUCUGAUUGAUGAACUUGGUUAUGUUUUAGUUGAUUUGAAUAGAGUAGGACACAAGUCAUACUCCUUCAUACUAGCAAGUCAAGCAAAACAAGUUUUUUAUGUUGAGGAUCCAAGCGAUGUUAGAUGGUCAGUUGUGCUUAUUCCACCACAAAGAGACUUUGAAGAUAGAUAUAACAACGAUGAACUUGGUGAUACAAUACUACAGUGUGAAGGAAUACCCAAUGGUAUGCCAGAUGUUGACUUAAAUAAUGACUUGGAUGACAACAUCUUAACAUACGUACGAGCAGAUUGUGAAGGCACAUGGAUACCUACAUAA